AUGAAGAAAAUAGACAAAUUACCGUUGGAUCCUCAACGAGAAUUUUUGGACAUGGAUACAGACGACGAAGAUUUUGGUCGACAAGAAAGUCCCGAAACCGAAGAGGAGCAAUCUUCUGAACCGAUCAGACCAGUCUUUGAUGAACAAGAUUUAAAUAAAUUGGUACAAUAUGUAAAAGAUUUCACGAUUCUUCCUUCCAUCAAGGACUCCGAUUGGAACGAGGAUUGUUAUACAAUAAUUCAAAAAUAUUUCGAAAAUCCAGCUUACACAUUAUUAUGUAUAUAUUUUCAAGUUGAUACACUGAGGGCACGAUUAAGCAUCUUGGAUGAUAAUCAAAGCGAUUUCAUGUAUUUUUUACGAAUACCUUGGCACGUGUUUACAGUCGAUAAUUUUCAUGCCACAGUUGUCUUCGGCAGCAUCAAUCGUAACGCAAUGAUGUGCGUAUUGAAAAUAAUGGAAAACAUGUAUGUCACCGUCGCACGUAACAGUAGCGAGUGGCCAGAGAUUAUCAGAAACAAUCUAUUUUUCAAUCUACAUAAUUUUCUAAUGUGCUUAACCGAAUGGGUUUACAAGCCGAUGGGUUUAACCAAAUUAUAUGUGCCGGGAGAAUAUCUGUCUGAUAUCGCGACACUACAGAGAGAUAAAAAGUCAAAUUCAUCCGACAAUGAGACAAAUGGUCUGCAUGUUUCUAAGGAAUUGCAGGAGUCGGAAAAGGCAUUGAUUGAUAGAUUUGAAAGAAUUGUACGAUAUUGGAUAAAACAGAUACGGCAAAUAUUGACAAGCACAUCCACAAGCAACAGUGGACGAACUGUAUUCGACGAGUUGCAAUAUUGGACGACGAAAUACUCCUUUCAACUUUUAAAGUUACAGCUUUGCGAAAACUUAGAACAAGCUUCAUCCAAUAUAAUGUAUCUGAAUAUUCUAUCAGAGGCUUGUAAGAACCUGAAAUGUCCAGGAGAGAUUGAAAAGCCCAUAAUGAAAAUAUUGUUAUUGAUACUAUUCAUCUGGACAGAAUCCCCGUUUUAUAAUAUGUCGAAUAAUAUAGAAGUACUUUGUGAAGCUGUAAGCAUACAAAUAGUACAUCAAUGUAAAAAUUAUGUUAAUUUGCAAGUAAUAUUAGAAGGCGAUACAGAAAAUGGAAUAAAUAUACUUCGGAAAUGCAUCUCUAGUUGUCAAAUAUAUAAGACGAUAUAUAAUAAAGUUACAAAGAUAACUACACUUAUUAAAUCGAAUAGUAACUGGGAUGUAAACGAACAAUUAAUAUUUAAUUACAUUGAUACGUUUAUGCAAAGAUGUUAUGAUAUCAUUGAAAUAUGCAAUAUUUCGACAGUGUUUGAAAAGUGUACUAAUGUGGGAAUGAUUGGCGGUCCAAAUGGUAUCAAAUAUGACGCUUAUUGUAGUCAAAUAGAGAAUCUAUUUUCUGAGAUUCUCGAUGAAAUUAAAUUGAUUCGCCACGAAAUUUUAGACGUUACAAAAUUUUCGUGGCUAGAGAACAUGCUGAAUUUUAAGAAUUUUGUGGUGGAAUUAGAGAGCAUGGUCAAAAAUUUGAUCGACUGUAUAUUUGAUGAGAUCAAAAAUGUUGAAGAGGGUAUCGAGGCAAUUUAUGCUUUACAACGCUUUAAACACAGAGAAUCGUUGCGAGAUUUAUUAUCGAGGAAAUGGGUGCAGGUUUGGGAAAUGUUUGAUAAAGAAAUUGAAAAUUGUAGUGAUAAUAUGAUUUUAUGUGAAUCAUAUUAUACUCCGUUUCAAUGCUACUCAAAAGAUGUAAUUAUGCUGUGCAUUAAACAAUAUUUAGAACGAUUAUUCCAUAUCAUGAUUGAUAUGUCUGAUUGGAUAGGAGAUUGUGCAGCUGAGACAUAUAUAUUGGAGGAAUACAAGCGAAUGAUGUGUCGAUAA
Mycetomoellerius zeteki is the source of this 1896-nucleotide messenger RNA. RefSeq names its product dynein-1-beta heavy chain, flagellar inner arm I1 complex. Gene Ontology annotation, cellular component: axonemal dynein complex. The transcript has 10 exons. The record is from RefSeq and is a predicted model, not a curated record. The coding region runs from base 1 to 1896 and encodes 631 amino acids. Lineage: Eukaryota; Metazoa; Arthropoda; Insecta; Hymenoptera; Formicidae. Gene Ontology annotation, biological process: microtubule-based movement. Gene Ontology annotation, molecular function: dynein intermediate chain binding; dynein light intermediate chain binding.